Molecule: messenger RNA, 2375 nt
Organism: Diospyros lotus (date-plum)
Lineage: Eukaryota; Viridiplantae; Streptophyta; Magnoliopsida; Ericales; Ebenaceae
Product: beta-1,4-xylosyltransferase IRX14-like
Exons: 3
Coding region: 318-1832 (504 amino acids)
Biological process (GO): glucuronoxylan biosynthetic process; plant-type secondary cell wall biogenesis
Cellular component (GO): Golgi membrane
Molecular function (GO): galactosylgalactosylxylosylprotein 3-beta-glucuronosyltransferase activity; xylosyltransferase activity
Source: RefSeq, a predicted model, not a curated record
AUCUGCCUGCCCGGGUAAAUAUCCGGAUCCGAGAUUCGGCCGGCGGCUCUACUCUCUCUCUCUCUCUCUCUCUCUCUCUGUCCCUCUGCUGUAUAUACAGACGGGGGAUUGGAAGACGACGAUGGCGAACGAGCGUAGAAAUUGGUUUGAUUCGUAAAACCGAAGGAAUCUUUUGGCUUAAACAAACGCAGAGAGAACCACCAGCUGAAUCCACCGUCACCAAACUACGGACCAAACCCCGAGCCUUCAAAAGCCUGGCUCUCGAGAUCGUCUCUCUCUCUCUACUCUCUGUGGAAAGAAGAACUGAGGAGAGAGAAAUGAAGCUCUCGUUGCUGCACCAGAGCUACAUCGGCCGACGAAGCAACAGCUUCAGGGGAUCCCCGCCGCUGGACGGCUCCGCUGAUGGCGGAGCGAAGUCGCCAGCGGCGGUGUUCUGGCUGGUUGUACAUUGCCUCUGCUGCCUCAUCAGCCUUGUCCUGGGGUUCAGAUUCUCUCGCCUUGUCUGCUUCUUGCUUUUCUCCACCGCCAAUACCAACAUCAACCUGUACUCAACUUCGGCGUUCCGCACCACCGCGGCGAUCGCGGAUUCACUGACGUCUUCAUCCAUUAGUUCGCCGCCGAAUCGGACAGUCACUUCGAGUAGCCGAGUGGUGGUUGGGCGGCACGGGAUCCUGAUCCGGCCGUGGCCGCAUCCGGAUCCGGAGGAGGUCAUGAAGGCUCACCGGAUAAUUGAGAGGGUUCAGAUGGAGCAGAGGCUUCAGUAUGGCGUAAAAAACCCUAAGACUUUGAUUGCUGUAACUCCGACUUAUGUCCGGACUUUCCAGACUCUACAUCUGACUGGAUUGAUGCAUUCGCUGAUGAAUGUCCCUUACGAUCUCAUCUGGAUUGUUGUUGAAGCCGGGGGAACCACCAACGAGACUGCUUCGUUGCUUGUCAAGUCGGGGCUUCGGACUAUCCACAUUGGAUUGAAUGAGAAGAUUCCGAUUUCGUGGGACGAUCGCCAUCGGAUGGAGACUCGGAUGCGACUUCGAGCUUUGAGAGUUGUGAGAGAAGAGAAACUAGAUGGACUAGUCAUGUUUGCGGAUGAUAGUAAUAUGCAUAGUCUGGAGCUUUUUGAUGAGAUCCAAAAGGUGGAAUGGAUUGGGGCUCUUUCGGUUGGCAUUCUUGCUCAUUCGGGUAAUUCUGAUGAAGAGGCAUCGGGAAUUCAUAAGGAAGAUAUAGGGAGCUCGCUUGUGCCCAUUCAAGGUCCUGUAUGUAAUUCAUCUGACAAGUUGGCGGGCUGGCAUACUUUUAAUUCCUUGCCGCAUCUAGGGAAGAGCGCAAAUUAUAUUGGGGACAAGGCAACUGUGUUGCCAAGGAAGCUGGAAUGGUCUGGAUUUGUGCUGAAUUCCAGGUUGCUGUGGAAGGAAGCGGACCAUAAGCCAGAGUGGGUUAAGGAUCUAGAUACAGUGGCAGGAGACGGGGAAGAUAUCGACAGUCCAUUAUCUCUGCUGAAGAACCCUUCAGUGGUGGAGCCUCUGGGCAGCUGUGGCCGCAAGGUUUUGCUGUGGUGGCUCCGUGUUGAAGCUCGUGCAGAUAGCAAGUUCCCUGCCCGAUGGACCAUUGAACCUCCAUUGGAGGUCACAGUCCCAGCAAGACGCACGCCAUGGCCAGAUACCCCGCCUGAACUUCCAUCUAAUGACAAACCAACUGCAGUAAUUGAGGAAAACCGGGAGAAGGGUACUGCAAAAACUCGAUCCCACAGAUCCAGACGUAGUUCCAGAAGUAAGCAAAAGCGCGAAGCAAGAUUAGCAGACACACAGGCCUCGGCAAGGCGCCCUGGUGAAAAAUAAAACCUUCGUCUUAGCCUAGGGAUGCUUCAAAACAUAUACAUACAGUCAUGACACUUGGGGGAGUUGAGUUGGGGCCGGCCUUUCACCUUCAGCACCGACCAAUUUGCAGAUAAAACAAAUGAGUACAUAUUGUGAUGAUGAGAUUUGCAUUUCAAACUUAUUUUUCCCUUUUAGUUUCAUGAAAGCAGUAUCUCAGCUGACCCUGACCCUUGCUGAGUUGCUGUUUUUCUUGCUUGUAUUGUAUUCAGCAUACAUAAUUUUCAGAAUAUAGAUCACAGAUUGUGAUGUUGCAUUGCAUUUCCCAUUUGAAGAAAGCUUCUGUUGUUAUGGUUUGGAAGAAUUUGAAGGCGGAAUUUGGCAGUCAGUUGCCAUACCAAAGGAGAAUCAUCUUUCACCAUCUUGAAGCAAAGGAAAAGAAAAUGGACGAGCUUAUCAUCUCAAACAAUAUCAUAUUUUCCAGGACAAUAUUCUAGUGUCCUUUAAAAGAAAAUUCCUCUUUUUCUCAUGUGGAUGGGCAUCUAAACAUUUCUUUGUUAUGAAUAA